GCUUCAGUCACCGCCCGAAAUAGUUCCAGAGGUUAGACAGUGAAGAGUGCACGGCGAAGAUAGCGGCUUACUUUGAACCCUGUGAACCAUGAUGUCACUCCUCGCCUCACUGGGGUGUCGAGUGGACACCUGAAUACCACUAAGUGAAGAUGGAAGGCGCCACAUAAGGGAAAUUACUACAGCAGACUCAAAUGAGCUUUCAUCCUUCACAUCAUCAUUUGUAUAACACAGAAAGAUGUUUGAGUCAAGUGCGUGGCUGAAGACCUGCCUGGUGGCAGGCACACUCCUUGUUGGGGUGUACAUCAUCUUUGGGGGCACCUCAGUCUCCCGCAGGAGGAGGAGGAGGAAAGAUGGCAUCCCAGGGUUAGCAAACAUAGGAAAUUCAUGUUUCCUGAAUGCCUUGGUGCAGUCCCUCGCCUCCUGCCCAGUCUUUGUGGCAUGGUUGUCCAGCAAGCACACUGCGAGGGCACCUCCACUCCUCACCACUCUCCACAGCCUCCUCAAAGCUCUGAACAAUGAGGGGGAGACGAGUGGUGAUGCCUGUGCAGGGGAGGUGCUGGGCGCGCUGCGUGGCCACGGCUGGGUCAUCACGUCGGAGGAGCAGGACACACAUGAGCUCUUCCACGUCCUGACUGCCACCAUUGAGGAUGAGAUCAUCAGUGGAGCUCCUGUCCCUUCCCUCCUGGACGUCUCCUGGCUGGAUGUGAAGCGGGAGCUGCCUGGGGUUGGUGUGGCACUCAGAGCAGCAGUGUGGAGACUCAAUAAUGGCAUGCAGGAUGUGGAGAGCAAGAGUAAGUUGCACAUGAAGGAGGAGCUGAAUGGUGUUGUGUGCAGCCACGUGCAUGACCUGGCUCGCUUUGGGCUGUGUGAGGAGCGUGGUGGUGGUGAGGCUACUGAGAGGUGUGGUGCUGAGAGGGGACUGCCAGGAUGUGAUGACAAUGGUUGUGAAUCUCAUGCUGUGUCUUCAAAUCACUUGGGAGAGGGCCACUGUGAUGAUACUAAUAAGGACACUGAAAGACAGGGAACUCUUGGGCAUGCUAUGAACACCAGACUUAAAACAGCAAAGACCAACCAGAAUGUAGAGUUGAUGGAAUCUCACGGACACAGAAACGUCAGUAUUGUGAGUUCUUGUGUCAUUCCACCCGAAUGUGAUGAUAAUAAGAACGUGAAGCAUGAGGCAUACCUCCACAAGAUGCCCAGGGAGCCACAGCCCCAGCCCGGCACAACACAAGCUGCAGGCGCCAGUAGAAGGAAGUCCCGCAGUGACCACGGACAGGAUAUUCCUUUCCGAGGCUACCUGGCCAGUCAGCUGCAGUGUACUGUGUGUGGCCACAAGAACCCUGCCCAGUGGAGUAGCUUUGAGUCCCUCUCCCUGUCCCUGCCAUCCCUGCCAUGGGGGGAGGUGAGCCUUCAGGAGCUGCUGGGUGCCUACAUCACACAGGAGCAGGUGUCUGAGGUGAGCUGUGAGGGCUGCACCCACACUGCUGCCUUGCCUGUCAAGACGACCUUCACCAAGCAGCUCACCAUCGGGAAGCUGCCAGACUGCCUGUGUUUCCACGUGAAGCGAACUGUGUGGCUGGAGAAUGGGUCAGCCAUCAAGAGGAGGGACCACGUUACCUUUCCAGAGUUUCUGGUGAUGGAUCCGUACACCUACACUACGUCCAUUACUGCCCAAACAGGAGAGAAGGGUAAGUUACCAUCUGAAGACAGGAGUUCUAAGCUGCUGGAUAACCAUGACAUUACUGCUGCCCUGAGUCACUCUUCUAUACCCACUCCCAUACAAGCCAAACCCAUGGUGCAUGUGGGCCCGGUUCACUAUGACCAACUGUACAGACUGCAGGCUGUCAUUGUGCAUGUUGGGGAUGUGUUCUGUGGGCACUUUGUCACCUACCGCAGGGGACCAGCCAACUCUCGCAGCAAAUCCAGGUGGUUCUACACCUCAGAUUUGCUGGUGAGAGAAGCAGGUCUGGAGGAGGUAAGGAAAGCCAAUGCCUACAUGAUCCUCUAUGAAAAAGUAGCGUAAAUAGAAGACACUCACCUGUGCACAUGUUGUACAUGUGUAUAUAGUUAACCACCUGUGUACAUAUUGAUGUGUGUGUGUGUGUGUGUGUGUGUGUGUGUGUGUGUGUGUGUAUAAUGAGAGAAACUUCAUUUCCUUCAUUGCAUAAAAGAUGUUUUGGGUUGAGAGUUUUGUGAAUUGUAUUAGUGUCAUUACUAAUGGCAUAAUGUUUCCUCUGACCAACACCUCAGUUAGUUGUAUUGUUUGCCACUGCUGGACUAUUUGGCAACAAUUGAUAGUCACAGGAUCCUCAUAAAUAACCAAUUAUUUUUAUACAUAGGGUAAUUGGCCCUUCUUGUAAGUCACUCUUGAUCUUGAGGCUGCAUUGCAUGACUGCCAUUGUCACUGAGUUUCAUUUGAGAGCACUGUGUUUAGCAUUCUCAAUGUGCAUUUACUAAGACAUGUAUCUUUUGGCAAGCCAGGCUGCUACACAUGAUUACAUCUUGUUCUUACAUUAUCACAUGGAGCUUUUGUGCUUGAAGAGUUAUCUAUGCUGUGUUGUAAAGUGUAGCAUAAUAUUAAUAAGCAGGAGGUAUUGCUAAUUUUUCAGAAAAGAGUAUAUUACAUGAAUGAUACCA
Molecule: messenger RNA, 2637 nt
Organism: Scylla paramamosain (green mud crab)
Lineage: Eukaryota; Metazoa; Arthropoda; Malacostraca; Decapoda; Portunidae
Gene: Usp30
Product: ubiquitin carboxyl-terminal hydrolase 30-like
Exons: 9
Coding region: 236-2023 (595 amino acids)
Biological process (GO): protein deubiquitination
Cellular component (GO): nucleus; cytosol
Molecular function (GO): cysteine-type deubiquitinase activity
Source: RefSeq, a predicted model, not a curated record